Messenger RNA from Epithele typhae, 843 nucleotides. Its product is annotated as TGF beta-inducible nuclear protein 1. The record is from RefSeq and is a predicted model, not a curated record. Gene Ontology annotation, cellular component: nucleolus; preribosome, large subunit precursor. The coding region runs from base 1 to 843 and encodes 280 amino acids. The transcript has 4 exons. Lineage: Eukaryota; Fungi; Basidiomycota; Agaricomycetes; Polyporales; Epitheliaceae. Gene Ontology annotation, biological process: maturation of 5.8S rRNA; maturation of LSU-rRNA.
AUGUUCAUUCUCAACGAGUACAUUGAAGAGCAUGUUAAGCGGCAUGGUCGGCGGUUAGAUUACUUCGAGAAAAAGCGGAAACGCGAAGCUCGUGCUGUUCACCGCUCCUCCGCAACUGCUCAAAAGGCCUUCGGACUGAAGGCUAAACUUCUCCAUGCCAAACGUCAUGCGGAGAAAGUACAGAUGAAGAAAACUCUCAAGGCGCACGACGAGCGCAAUGUCAAACAGAAGGAUAGCUCGUCUGCCCCGGAGGGUGCUCUGCCCACCUACCUGCUCGACCGCGAGACCCAAAAGGAUGCGAAGGCAUUGUCGACGGCAAUCAAGGAGAAGCGGAAAGACAAGGCGGCAAAGUAUGCGGUUCCGCUCCCCAAGGUCAGGGGCAUCGCGGAGGACGAGAUGUUCAAGGUCAUGCGCACGGGGAAGAGCAAGAAGAAGGCGUGGAAGCGGAUGGUCACGAAGGCGACGUUCGUCGGGGAGGGUUUCACCCGGAAACCCGUCAAAAUGGAAAGGUUCAUUCGCCCGAUGGCGCUUCGGUACAAGAAGGCCAACGUCACCCAUCCGGAUCUCAAGGCAACGUUCCAACUACAGAUCCUUGGUGUCAAGAAGAACCCCCAGUCCCCUAUGUAUACACAACUGGGGGUGCUCACCAAGGGUACUGUCAUCGAGGUCAACGUUUCCGAGCUGGGUAUAGUUACUGCGGGCGGCAAAGUUGUGUUCGGCAAGUACGCACAAGUCACCAACAACCCGGAGAACGACGGCUGCAUCAAUGCUGUGCUACGUACGUUCCUAUUUAUCGCCGUCGACCAGCUCUCAUUACUCACCACCGCUUUCCUAGUCGUUUGA